CGGACACCCAGGGCGGCGGCGGCGGUCUGCGGGGCCGCAGCGCCCUCCCAGGGCUCCUCUUAAAGGGGCCGCGCUCCCGGUCUCCGAGCGACGGGGGGAAGGCGGCUGCAGCGAAGCCGGGGGGGCUCGAACGCUCCGCCAUGGCCUUCUGGGUGCAGCUGACUCUGCUGCUUUGGAAGAAUUUCACUUAUCGUCGGAGACAACCAAUCCAGCUCCUCGUGGAGUUGCUUUGGCCGCUCUUUCUUUUCUUCAUCCUGGUGGCCGUCCGCCACUCCCACCCCCCCUUUGAGCACCAUGAAUGCCACUUCCCCAACAAGCCCCUGCCAUCGGCUGGCACCGCGGCCUGGCUGCAGGGCCUCGUCUGCACCCUGAACAACACUUGCUUCCCGCAGCCGACCCCCGGCGAGGGGCCUGGCGUCCUGAGCAACUUCAACGACUCCCUGGUCUCCCGGCUUCUGGCCGACACCCGCGCUGUCUUGGGGGCACCCAGUGCCCACAGGGUGCUGGCUGGCCUGAGGAAGCUGAUGCCCAUGCUGAGAGCUGCCCGCAGGACAGCCCGGCCUCAGGAGGGACCGUCCCUGGCCGCUGAGGUGCUGCGGAAGCUGAUUCAAGGGGACUCUGUGCAGUCUGCACUGGGCCAAGCCGGGGUGUCUGUGGGCAGCUUUGUGGAGGCUGCACAGGACCUGGCUCAAGAGCUCCUGGGGCGGCCCAGCCUGGCCGAGCUGCGGACACUGCUGCAGGGACUGGGGAGGACACGCAGCCCCCUAGAGGCAACGUUGGAGGCCCUGUGCGGAGCCAGGGGCCCCGACGGCCCGGGAGCGCCGUCCCUCAACUGGUACGAGGACAGCGAGCUGAGGGAGUUCAUGGGGCAGGAGACUGCGCGGGCCCAGCGGGACAGCAGCCUGAGCCCCGCCUGCGCUGGGCUGAUGGGAGCCCUGCACGCCCACCCGCUGUCCCACCUGCUCUGGAGACGCCUGAAACCGCUGGUCAACGGGAAGGUCCUGUUCGCCCCCGACACGCCCUUCACCCGGCAGGUCAUGGCCCAGGUGAACCAGACCUUUGAGGAGCUGGCCCUGCUGAAGGACAUCCAGGAUGUGUGGGAGACACUGGGACCCCAGAUCUUCAAGUUCAUGAACGACAGUGCAAAUAUGGCCAUGCUGCAGCGGCUCCUGCAGAUGCAGGACAAAGGAACGAGGCAGCCAGGACCCACAGGUCAGGCCCCGGCAGAGGCCCUUCGCGCCUUCCUGGACCCCGGCGCCAGCGGCUACAGCUGGCGGGAGGCCCACGCCGAUGUGGGGCGCCUGGUGGGCGCGCUGGGCCGCGUGAUGGAGUGCGUGUCCCUGGACAAGCUGGAGGCGGCGCCCUCGGAGGCGGCGCUGGGGGCGCGGGCCUUGCAGCUGCUGGCCGAGCGCCGCUUCUGGGCUGGCUUCGUCUUCUUGGGGCCCGAGGACCCCCCGGACCCCCCCGAGCACCCGGCCCCGAGCCUCGGCCCUGGCCACGUGCGCGUCAAGAUCCGCAUGGACAUCGACGAUGUCACCAAGACCAAUAAAAUCAGGGACAGGUUUUGGGACCCCGGCCCUGCCGCCGACCCCCUGACCGACCUGCGCUACGUGUGGGGCGGCUUCGUGUAUCUGCAGGACCUGCUGGAGCGCGCAGUCGUGCGCGUGCUCAGCGGCGACGCCCCCCGCGCGGGUCUCUACUUGCAGCAGAUGCCCUACCCCUGCUACGUGGACGACGUAUUCCUGCGCGUGCUGAGCCGGUCGCUGCCGCUCUUUCUGACGCUGGCCUGGAUCUACUCGGUGGCGCUGACAGUCAAGGCGGUGGUGCGUGAGAAGGAGACGCGGCUGCGCGACACCAUGCGCGCCAUGGGGCUGGGCCGCGGCGUGCUCUGGCUCGGCUGGACCCUCAGCUGCCUCGGGCCCUUCCUUCUCAGCGCCGCGCUGCUCGUGCUGGUGCUCAAGCUCGGGGACAUCCUCCCCUACAGUCACCCGGCCGUGGUCUUCGUGUUCCUGGCGACCUUCGCCGUGGCCACCGUGGCGCAGAGCUUCUUGCUAAGCACCUUUUUCUCCCGGGCCAACCUGGCAUCCGCCUGUGGGGGCCUCGCCUACUUCGCGCUCUACCUGCCCUACGUCCUGUGUGUGGCCUGGCGGGACCAGCUGCCCGCGGGCGGCCGCGUGGCCGCGAGCCUGCUGUCGCCCGUGGCUUUCGGCUUCGGCUGCGAGAGCCUGGCGCUGCUGGAGGAGCAGGGCGAGGGCGCGCAGUGGCACAACCUGGGCACCGGGCCCGCGGCCGACGACGUCUUCAGCUUGGGCCAGGUCGCGGGGCUGCUGCUGCUCGACGCCGCGCUCUACGGCCUGGCCACCUGGUACCUGGAGGCCGUGUGCCCAGGCCAGUACGGGAUCCCGGAAGCCUGGAACUUUCCCUUUCGGAGGAGCUACUGGUGUGGGCCCCGUCCCCCCAAGGGCCCGGCCCCCGCCCCUCAGGACCCGGAGGUGCUGGUGGAGGAGGCCCCGCCUGGCCUGGCGCCCGGGGUCUGCGUGCGGGGCCUGGAGAAGCACUUCCCGGGGAGCCCGCAGCCCGCCCUGCAGGGGCUCAGCCUGGACCUCUACCAGGGUCACAUCACCGCCAUCCUGGGCCACAAUGGGGCCGGCAAGACCACCACGCUGUCCAUCCUGAGUGGCCUCUUCCCGCCCACCAGUGGCUCUGCCUUCAUUCUGGGCCAUGACGUCCGGUUGGAGAUGGCGGCCAUCCGGCCCCACCUGGGCGUCUGCCCCCAGUACAACGUGCUGUUCGACAUGCUGACAGUGGAAGAGCACAUCUGGUUCUACGGGCGUUUGAAGGGUCUGAGUUCGGCAGCCGUGGGCCCCGAGCGGGACCGUCUGCUCCAGGAUGUGGGGCUUGUCCCCAAGCGGUGGGCGCAGACGCGUCACCUGUCGGGUGGGAUGCAGAGGAAGCUGUCAGUGGCCAUCGCCUUUGUGGGCGGCUCGCGUGUCAUUAUCCUGGACGAGCCCACGGCUGGCGUGGACCCUGCUGCCCGCCGCGGGAUUUGGGAGCUGCUGCUCAAAUACCGUGCAGGCCGCACACUGAUCCUCUCCACCCACCAUCUGGAUGAGGCGGAGCUCCUGGGGGAUCGCGUGGCCAUGGUGGCAGGUGGCCGCUUGUGCUGCUGUGGCUCCCCGCUCUUCCUGCGCCGUCACCUGGGUUCUGGCUACUACCUGACGCUGGUCAAGGGUCUCCCGCCCCAGGUCACCAGCAGGAAGCGUGCCGCUGACUCAGAACCAGGCAUGGACGCCAGGCAGGAAUGGGAGCCGGGCAGCCAGGGCAGCACGGCCGGUGAGGGCCAGGACGCAGCCCAGCUGCUGGCGUUGACGCGGCGCUGGGUGCCCGGGGCGCAGCUGGUCGAGGAGCUGCCACACGAGCUGGUGCUGGUGCUGCCCUACACGGGCGCCCUGGACGGCAGCUUUGCUGAGCUCUUCUGCGAGCUGGACCAGCAGCUGGCGGGGCUCGGGCUCGCCGGCUACGGGAUCUCGGACACCAGCCUCGAGGAGAUCUUCCUGAAGGUCAUAGAAGAUUGUGGUAUGAACGGAAAUUCUGAGGGUGGUAGCCGUGGGCAGCCCCCGUUCAGGGGUAUUGUUACCCCGGACGAGAGCACACAGUUCAAGAUGCCUCCCAACGAGCCAGCCCUGGAGAAUGGGGAGCCGGCCAGGCUGGCCCUGGAAACAGAGGCCCUGCAGGGCUUGCCGACGGACCCUGCUGGCCGGGUACAGGGCUGGGCACUGACCCGCCAUCAGCUCCAGGCCCUGCUUCGCAAGCGUUUUCUGCUUGCCCGCCGCAGCCGCCGCAGCCUGUUUGCCCAGAUUGUGCUGCCCGCCCUCUUUGUGGGCCUGGCACUGCUGUUCAGCCUCAUCGUGCCACCCUUUGGGCACUACCCGGCUCUGCGGCUCAGUCCCGCCAUGUAUGGUGCCCAGGUGUCCUUUUUCAGUGAGGAUGACCCAGGGGACCCUGAACGUGCCCGCCUGCUCGAGGCGCUGCUGGGGGAGGCUGGACUGGAGACACUGCACCUGCAGAACAGCUCAGGCAGGCCCCCCAAGUGCCCGCAGCCCACCGCCUGCCUGUUCUCGGUGCCCGAGGUUCCCGCGGACGUGGCCAGGGUCUUCACCAGUGGCAACUGGACCCCGGAGUCCCCGUCCCCCGCCUGCCAGUGCAGCCGACCUGGUGCCCGCCGCCUGCUGCCCUACUGUCCAGCCGCAGCUGGUGGCCCCCCACCGCCCCAGGCAGUGACCGUUUCGGGGGAUGUGGUGCAGAACCUGACAGGCCGGAACCUAUCCGACUUCCUGGUCAAGACCUACCCACGCCUCGUGCACCAGGGCCUGAAGACAAAGAAGUGGGUAAAUGAGGUCAGGUAUGGGGGCUUCUCGCUGGGGGGCCGGGACCCAGGCCUGCCCUCGGGGCGAGAGGUGAGCCGCUCAGUGGAGGAGCUGCGGGCGCUGCUGAGCCCCCUGCCCGGCGGGGCCCUCGACCGGGUCCUGAACAACCUUACCCAGUGGGCACUUGGACUGGACACUAAGCACAGCCUCAAGAUCUGGUUCAACAACAAAGGCUGGCAUGCGAUGGUGGCCUUUGUCAACCGAGCCAACAACGCACUCCUACGCACCCGCCUGCCCCCAGGUCCCACCCGCCAUGCCCACAGCAUCACCACUCUCAACCACCCCCUGAACCUCACCAAGGAGCAGCUGUCCAAAGCCACACUGAUGGCCUCCUCUGUGGACGUCCUCGUCUCCAUCUGCGUGGUCUUCGCUAUGUCCUUCAUCCCAGCCAGCUUCACACUUGUCCUCAUCGAGGAGCGUGUCACCCGGGCCAAACACCUGCAGCUCGUGGGGGGCCUGCCUGCUACCCUCUACUGGCUUGGCAAUUUUCUCUGGGACAUGUGUAACUACUUGGUGCCAGUGUGCAUCGUGGUGCUCAUCUUCUUGGCCUUCCAGCAGAGAGCAUACGUGGCCCCUGCCAACUUGCCUGCCCUUCUGUUGCUGCUGCUCCUGUAUGGCUGGUCAAUCACGCCACUCAUGUACCCAGCCUCCUUCUUCUUCUCCGUGCCCAGCACGGCCUAUGUGGUGCUCACCUGUGUCAACCUCUUUAUCGGCAUCAAUGGCAGCAUGGCCACCUUUGUGCUCGAGCUCUUCUCUGACCAGACACUGCAGGAGGUGAGCCGGAUCCUGAAGCGGGUCUUCCUUGUCUUCCCCCACUUCUGCCUGGGCCAGGGGCUCAUUGAUAUGGUGCGGAACCAGGCCAUGGCUGAUGUCUUUGAGCGCUUGGGAGAUGGUCAGUUCCAGUCACCCCUGCGCUGGGAGGUGGUCGGCAAGAACCUCUUGGCCAUGGCAGUACAGGGGCCUGUCUUCCUCCUCUUCACACUUCUGCUACAGCACCGCAAUUGCCUCCUGCCUCGACCCAAGCUGAGGCCACUGCUGCCCCUGGGGGAGGAGGAUGAGGACGUGGCCCACGAACGGGAACGGGUGGUCCGAGGAGACACCCAUGGGGAUGUUCUGGUGCUGAAAGACCUGACCAAGGUGUACCGCGGCCAGAGGAUGCCGGCCGUCGACCGCAUAUGCCUUGGGAUUGCCCCUGGUGAGUGCUUUGGGCUGCUGGGUGUGAACGGAGCAGGGAAAACGUCCACCUUUCGCAUGGUGACGGGGGACGUGCUGCCCAGCGGGGGUGAGGCCGUCCUGGCGGGCCACAGCGUAGCCCGGGAACCGGCCGCCGCCCACCGCCGCAUGGGCUACUGUCCUCAGUCGGACGCGGUCUUCGAGCUGCUCACCGGCCGCGAGCAUCUGGAGCUGUUCGCGCGCCUGCGCGGCGUCCCGGAGGCCCAGGUCGCCCAGACGGCGCGAGCGGGCCUGGAACGCCUGGGGCUCGUGUGCUACGCGGACCGGCCCGCGGGCACCUACAGCGGCGGCAACAAGCGGAAGCUGGCCACGGCGGUGGCGCUGGUCGGGGGUCCGGCCGUUGUCUUCCUGGACGAGCCGACCACCGGCAUGGACCCCGGCGCGCGGCGCUUCCUCUGGAACAGCCUCCUGGCUGUGGUGCGGGAGGGCCACUCCGUGGUGCUCACCUCGCACAGCAUGGAGGAGUGCGAGGCGCUCUGCACGCGCCUGGCCGUCAUGGUGAACGGGCGGUUCCGCUGCCUGGGCAGCGCGCAGUACCUGAAGGGCAGGUUCGGGGCCGGCCACACGCUGACCCUGCGGGUGCCCGCGGCGCGGCCCGAGCCGGCGGCGGCCUUCGUGGCGGCGGCGUUCCCGGGGGCCGAGCUGCGCGAGGUGCACGGCGGCCGCCUGCGCUUCCAGCUGCCCCUGGGCGGGCCCUGCAGCCUGGCGCGCGUCUUCGGCGAGCUGGCGGCGCACGGCGCGGCGCACGGCGUGGAGGACUUCUCCGUGAGCCAGACCACGCUGGAGGAGGUGUUCCUGCACUUCUCCAAGGACCAAGGGAAGGAGGAGGCCGCGGAGGGCGCGCCGGAGGCAGGAGUCGGGGCGGAACUCGCGCGCAGCCCACAGCGCCCCAAACGCAUCAGCCGCUUUCUUGAGGACUCGGGCGUGGCGGAGACUGUGCUCUGAGCCCGCGCCCCGCGGGACCGACGGGCGGGUGGGCGCGGGAAAUAAAGAAGAGGCUGGAGAGGA
This is a messenger RNA of Choloepus didactylus (southern two-toed sloth), 6668 nucleotides long. It is a transcript of the gene ABCA7, whose product is annotated as ATP binding cassette subfamily A member 7. Gene Ontology annotation, molecular function: phosphatidylcholine floppase activity; ATP hydrolysis activity; ATP binding. The coding region runs from base 141 to 6605 and encodes 2154 amino acids. The record is from RefSeq and is a predicted model, not a curated record. NCBI's taxonomy places the organism in Eukaryota, Metazoa, Chordata, Mammalia, Pilosa, Megalonychidae. Gene Ontology annotation, cellular component: intracellular membrane-bounded organelle; membrane. The transcript has 47 exons. Gene Ontology annotation, biological process: transmembrane transport; cholesterol efflux; phospholipid efflux.